Messenger RNA from Helianthus annuus (common sunflower), 867 nucleotides. Its product is annotated as putative receptor-like protein kinase At3g47110. The record is from RefSeq and is a predicted model, not a curated record. The transcript has a single exon. The coding region runs from base 1 to 867 and encodes 288 amino acids. Lineage: Eukaryota; Viridiplantae; Streptophyta; Magnoliopsida; Asterales; Asteraceae. Gene Ontology annotation, molecular function: protein binding.
AUGAAAUCUCAAACAAUCACCCAGCCCCCAGAUGCUUUAGCUACAUGGGAUCCAAACACAUCCCCAUGCAACUGGACCCGGGUUUCAUGUGGUGAUCAUGGCCAAAGGGUUGUAGAUGUUGACCUCUCUGGCCUUGGGAUAUCCGGUCCAGUUAAUCCCCAUAUCGGGAACUUGUCUUUUCUAAGAACACUUCAACUCCAAGAAAACCAGUUUCAGGGUAUAAUUCCUGAAACAAUCACCAAUCUUUUACGCCUACGAAUCCUUAACAUAAGUUUUAAUAGCAUCCAAGGCGCCAUUCCAGCAAACAUAAGCCGUUGCAUGAAGCUAAGGAUUGUUGAUUUCAUGCAAAACAAACUAUCAGGUUCUAUUCCUGAAGAUCUCACUCUACUUGUGAAUCUUCAAAUUCUGAACUUGGCAGGAAACCAUCUUUCUGGUUCAAUUCCACCUUCCAUUGGUAACCUUUCUUCAUUGUUAACUUUGAAAUUGGGAACCAAUACACUUAGUGGCCCGAUUCCUGGAGACUUGUCUCGUCUCGUGAACCUAAAGAAUCUUGAUCUCACCAUUAAUAAUCUUACUGGCAUUGUUCCACCAUCGAUUUACAACAUGUCUUCACUCGAGACUCUAGCGGUGGCUUCUAAUGAUUUGGGGGGUGAUAUACCUUACAACGUUGGGGAUACACUCCCAAAUCUUCAAAUUUUCAACUUUUGCAUUAAUAAAUUCACAGGUACCAUUCCUGGUUCGUUGCACAAUUUAACAAAAAUAAGAGGCAUCCGAAUGGCACAUAACAGAUUGCACGGGACAGUACCACCAGGACUUGGGAACCUCCCUGAGUUAGAAAUGUAUAAUAUGUUGGCCUCCAGAACUUGA